Molecule: messenger RNA, 1680 nt
Organism: Naegleria lovaniensis
Lineage: Eukaryota; Heterolobosea; Eutetramitea; Acrasida; Naegleriidae
Exons: 1
Coding region: 1-1680 (559 amino acids)
Source: RefSeq, a predicted model, not a curated record
AUGGAAAAAGAUUUGGCUGUGUUUUUUGCAGUCUUGGCAGCCACACUACAAUGUUCUGGAAAUUUUGUGUAUCAACAAUAUCGAAAUUGUGCAAACAAUCUGGAUUUGAUACAUUCUGCUGGUGCAUCCAUUCAUUUGCAUCAAACCAAUCAACAACCAUUUGAGUCACCUCUAGAGUCAUCCAUGGGUAGUGGUUCUUCAAGUAUGGACUCGAAUCAUGACGAUUUAUUUAUUCAAGAUUUAAAGAAUAAGUGGUUCAACAAUUCUAAAGCCAUUAUUGGAAAAUAUUUUGAUGACAUGGAUGGAAUGUCUAUACCCAUUGCUUUAACAUUCCUUGUUUAUUAUCUCGUAGGAGAAGGUGACCUUCAACGUGCUCGAAUGUACACUUCAAUGAUUGAAUCUCUAUGUCAAAAAGUUUGGGGUACCAUGCAUUGUUUUGGUAUUGGUUCACGAGGUUUUGUGAAUGGAGCUAAGCCUGUGGUGAGUCAAUUAUCAAAAAUGUCAAGCAUUAUGAGUGGCAGUUCUAGUUUUGUUUCGAACAUCAUGUACGGAUUGCCUGCUUUGUUAGUGCAUCGAUAUUUGAGACCUAUUGAAAUAUUUCUGGCAGAGUUUGAAGAACCAACAAAUUCUCUCGUGAGAAAACUGCAACACAUUGGAAAUAAGAUUAGAAUUGAUUUGACAUUUAUUCAAGAUUGGGAACAUAUUCAAGACGACGAGAUGGAAGAAUUAGAUCGUCUGACGAAAUUCCUAAGCAAGUACAUUGAUUUAUUGUUCUCUACCAUGAUGAACAAGGAUUCCAUACUAUACAUUACCAGUUAUUUGAACUUCUUGGAUGUAGUUCUUGACGUCUAUGAGAGAGCAGUGACAAAGAAAACAGAAACCAUGCUCAAAUUCGCAGCAGAUGUUAUUGAAAUUACCAAACUCCCACUCUUUGUUUUCCUUCCAACGCCUUUCAUCAGUACAAUCAUUAAGGCCGUUCGAGUACGACUGAAAUAUGGUAAACCAGCUGAAAGUUUCCAUUCGUCAAUGAAUUUACGAGAGGACUUGUCAGCACUCAAGACACUCACGAGCAAGUAUCCAAUUGUGAACAAACUCUACGGUGAUUUGAUUCGAGAGGUGGAAACAGUCCUCUAUUUACAAUCAUUUUCACAGGCCACCUUGGUACAACCUCUCAUUUCGAAUAAUAACGUGAAAACAACGACCAGUACGGAUGCCAGCAGUAAUAACAAUGGAACAACAACAACAACAACGAAUCAGUCCAAUGCUGCAAAUGAUUUUGAUUUUGAAGAUGACAGUGGUUUUGAUAUAAUGAGCUUUUUGAACGAAGCUCCAUUACCCUCAUCGACUUUCAACUUUGAUGAUGAAUUGUUUGGAGAACUCUUUAGUAUGUCAAAUUUGGAUAAUAUAAGUACGACAUCCAAUGACAGUUGUGAAUCGAUUUUCAUUGACGGUGAAAAGCUGGAAAUUCCUGCUUGUGUGAAACCUGGUUCUUUCCUUCCCAUUCUCAUCAAAAAUUUGAGCAAACAAAAAGAUGUACUGCAACAAGGACACGACCGUCAUUCAGAGCCCAUUAAGAAACUGAGAAGUGAGCUCAUUGAAGAACUGACACAACAUGUUGGAACCGAUGAGAAUACGAAACUUCUCAUUCAACUCUUUACCAAACAGUACCUUCAUGCAUAA